CUCAGAUUUUGACAAAGCAAAAAAGCGAGAAAACAGAGAGAAAAGAAAGAGACGGAGACCACACCCUGAACUCAACUCAAAAUGAUUAGUGGGGCUUUAGCUUCAGCUUCCCCACAAACUUUUUCUUCUUCUUCUUCAUCAUCUCUCGUAUCUAAACCCAAAACCAGCUGUUACAGCUAUGCUUCCACCUCUGUCAGUGUUGCCAAGCUAAGCUUCUUGGAUCUGAAGCUUGAAAGCUUUGGACUUUAUGGAGUAAAGGGGUCAAGGAGAGGCAGCAGAGUCCACUGCACUACCGGACCUGGUGAGGGUGAUAGCAAGAGUGUUCUGGAUGCCUUUUUCUUGGGGAGAGCUCUAGCCGAAGCGCUAAAUGAGCGAAUUGAGUCCAGUGUCGGUGAGUUUUUGAGUACAAUUGGUAGGCUGCAAGCUGAGCAACAAAAGCAAGUAGAGGACUUUCAGGCAGACGUACUGGACAGAGCCAAGAAAGCUAAAGAGAAAGCAGCACGUGAGGCUGCAGAGGCACGAGGAAUUGUUUCAAAAUCUACUACAGAAAGUGUAACACCAGUCACCGUCACCAAUGGUGUUUCGCCAAUAACUCCAACAACCACCACCACUGUUGACACUCCUGCUGUCAGUCAACCUUCAUCGUCUGAGCCAACCCCCACAAUAACUGAGAAUGAACCAGGUCCUGCCGACGAGGAUACAUCUUCAGAGGUGCCAAUUGAUGAUUGAGUGAUUGACAUCCACCUGUUGAUUUAGAAAUCUUACACUUUUGAGCCAGUAAAGUUGGUUUCAUUGUGGUGUACAGCACCACUUAUCGUUUCGAUAAUAAGCUAUUAUAGUGUUUGGAGGCAUAUGGUUCUCCAUAUAUAUGGCAUAAUUGCAUAAAUUUGGUCUCUUAAAGUGGAUAGAUGACAUAAUUUGCUUCCUUAGAAA
Rosa rugosa (rugosa rose) is the source of this 933-nucleotide messenger RNA. RefSeq lists its product as uncharacterized. The coding region runs from base 82 to 729 and encodes 215 amino acids. NCBI's taxonomy places the organism in Eukaryota, Viridiplantae, Streptophyta, Magnoliopsida, Rosales, Rosaceae. The transcript is spliced from 3 exons. Gene Ontology annotation, biological process: thylakoid membrane organization. Gene Ontology annotation, cellular component: chloroplast thylakoid membrane. The record is from RefSeq and is a predicted model, not a curated record.